This is a messenger RNA of Lates calcarifer (barramundi perch), 4784 nucleotides long. RefSeq names its product interferon regulatory factor 2b (gene irf2b). Gene Ontology annotation, molecular function: DNA-binding transcription factor activity, RNA polymerase II-specific; RNA polymerase II cis-regulatory region sequence-specific DNA binding. The record is from RefSeq and is a predicted model, not a curated record. Lineage: Eukaryota; Metazoa; Chordata; Actinopteri; Centropomidae. Gene Ontology annotation, cellular component: nucleus. The coding region runs from base 347 to 1354 and encodes 335 amino acids. The transcript is spliced from 9 exons. Gene Ontology annotation, biological process: regulation of transcription by RNA polymerase II; immune system process.
GCGACGCUGCUCGAGAGCGACCCGAAGCGAGAGCACGAGAGCAGGAGGGGGAUUUCCAGCUCGAGCCCCCACUUCCCGAACCAGCCGUUGUUUUGCUUUCGGUCUCGACACAGAAACAGAAAUAAACGACGGGCAUACUUUUGUUUUUCCACUUAAAACCGCAAAUAAAUCAUUUUGUCUUACGUGAGCCGUGCUAGUUAUUCCGACAGCAGGACUGUGAAGCUACAGGCCGUCCAAACUGAACAGGUAACAUUUUAUUUCCGCAUAUUAACGCUGUUGACUUGCUCUCACACCACACAGACUUCCUUCAGGACGACAUGACGGCUCCCUAGCUCGCUGUGCCACCAUGCCAGUAGAAAGAAUGAGAAUGCGACCAUGGCUGGAGGAGCAAAUAAACUCCUGUCAGAUACCAGGACUAAAAUGGGUUAAUAAAGAAAAGAGAAUCUUCCAGAUCCCAUGGAUGCAUGCUGCACGCCAUGGCUGGGACCUGGAGAAAGACGCUCCGCUCUUCAUGAGAUGGGCCAUACACACUGGUAAAUACCAGCCAGGCGUAGACCGUCCAGAUCCAAAGACGUGGAAGGCUAAUUUCCGCUGUGCCAUGAACAGCCUGCCAGACAUUGAGGAGGUGAAGGAUAAAAGCAUCAAAAAGGGAACGAACGCCUUCAGAGUUUAUAAGAUGCUCUCCUCCACAGAGAGAAGUUUGAAGAAAGGAAAGAAGAAGACAGACAAAGAGGGAAGGCCCAAGGGAAAUAAAGAGGUAGCUUCUCCAUCUCCAGACAGGACUCUCCUCGAAGCUAAUGCUGGACCUAUUGACUACUCCAAACAGGAAUUGAUCAAACAGGAAGUGGUCAAGCAGGAAGCAGUAGAGCUAACAGUGACGGACAGUGCCUCAGCAAUUCACAGUUCAGUAGAAGACCAUGUCAUCACCAGCGAGCAGCUGCCAUUCGUCUGUCAGACAAUUGAAGUAACCACUGAGAAUGAAGAGCAGACGGUUAGCUCCUCCCACUCGUACCCGCUCCAAAUCUCUCCUGUGUCUUCAUGCUGCGGCAGUGACACGGACAGUGACACAGAAGAAACUAAAGAGGGUGUCAGUGCAGUCUGGAGACGGGAUUACAACACAACAGUUCUCAGGGUUCCCUCAUGUUCUCUUCCCGGAAUGGCCACUUUUGUCACUGCGAACAAGCCCAACUUCAGGGUCACCAGCACUCGAGACCCAGCCCCACUUAUCAGCUACCACACCGACAGCUGGACGCCAGCCUACUCCCAGAACUCUAUUGUGUCUCCGGCGACCGGCCACACCCAUGAGAUGCGAGCAAGUGUCAUUAUGAAAACGUCUGAUGUUACCUCCUCCUGACCCAAGAUGAGGGAGUAUCAUCACUGCCCCCUGGGCAUAGGAAUGACAGAGAAUGUUGCUUUUCCUCAUCAGGGCCACAUGGUGCCUACAAGGCCAAACUUCCAAAUAUGUGAUUUUAUUAUAGCUUCUGUCUGGGCCAGGAAUCCCCUCAGUUUUCCUUUUAAUUGGAAAAAAAUUGCUGACUGGUGUUGAAUGAAAUUCGCUAUGGCUUGACUUGCUCACUAACUAGUGAAGCACUGCAGCCAGUUUAUACUUUUUGCACCUGUAUGGCUGUGAGGGUCUGCGUGAUGUAAAUUUCAUCAUCUUCCCAUGUGUGUGAGGUUUGCUGAUGGUCCAUGCCAGCUAAAAUGUAUGAACAUGUGGAACAUAUGCGCAGACAAACAUGUAUGUAUACACAUGGGAUUGUCCUUGUCCCUGUCCGUUUUGGAUUAUAUUUAGCCCUUGAGACUCCUUAAUCAUCCAUGUGUCACUAGUAGAUCAUUUUCCCUGCUGGUUUUUGCUAACAGUUAACACUAUGCUGAAUGAAAGAAAUCCCCCACUUUUAUGUAAUGAAAGACAAAUUUUAGUAAUGAAAAGUUCUUAGUAUUUUUUAUUGCACAACCUUUAGAUGAGUAUGAGUCAGUAUUGCCUACCUGCAGCCAGGUUUGAAAAUACAUUCUUGUAUUCAUCCACCGAGUUGUGAUUUUAAUCUGCAGUGGGUUAAAACAUUCAUUUCCUUUGUGAAAUGGUCUCCAGUAGUUCAUCGCAGGAAGAUGUUUUUGUGUUUUAUAAACAUUUUUUUGAAUCUCCUGCAUAAAACUAUCUGAUUUAUCCAUAUGACAUUUAAGAUUGCUUUCCAUUAAGUAUUAGAACCAAUUACAAAACUACAUUGUAUGCCAGACUCUCUCGCUGUCCUGUCUUAAUGUACUGACACAACUAUCGUCCCCUUUGUCUUUAGUGAACCAGAACCAGUUAGUUGCUAGCUCAACUGUUAGCAUGAAACAUUGUAUAAAAUGCUUUAUCAGGACACAUGGAUGGAACAAGUCAAGAGUGUGUAAGCAAUCUGUGUUCAUAGCAAAGUGACAAAUACAAAACAUCAUGGGGAACAUCUCUGUUAGCAAACCAGCUCAACGAGCAGCAAGUUACAGAAAGAAUCAAAGGCAUGUUGUUAUCUGGAUAAAGAAUGGCAAUCAUUAGUAAGCUCUGAUUUGCCCUGCAGUGGAAAGCAGGCGAGUGUGUGUGUAUCUGUCUGUCUGGAGAACUCAGGACAAUGUACCCGCCAACACACAGACAGAUGAACUGACAGAGUGAACGACAGACUCACUGACAGACAGACUGACAGACUGUGAACAAUGUAUUUGUUUCUUUCUCCUCUCUCCUGGUGUUAAUAAUGUACAUAGCCCAUACGUAUGUAUAUCUGCAAGCCGCUUCUGCACCUUAUGGACAGCACUGGCGUGUGUGUGUGUGUGUGUGUGUUUGCGCGCAUGUGUGCGUGUGUGUGUGAGGGAGAGGGAGAGGGAGAUGGGGAGCCUUAUUGAAGAUGUGUGCCUUUGAUGGUGUGUGACUGGAUUCAAACUAUCUAUGCUUUAGUCUGCUAGUGACACAUGCAAGUAGCUAUGAGGAGUUUUAGUGGGCUGUGUGUGAGACCAGUACUGUGAUCUGUGGUGAACAUUCACUAUAUUAACUUACACAGAGAUGGCUCUUGUUGACUGUGGAUACUUGAGUGAAACAUAACAAACAUUGUUCUCCUUUGUUAAAAUGUUUCAAAGCUUAACUGGAUGCUAAUCCUGUGCAUUUAAGAGAUGACAUGUAAAGGAAACAUCUUGCUAUGAUAACUAGGAAAAAGGAAUGAUGUGGGUUUGAGGUACAGCACAGAGGACUGUGUCAUCAGCAGAGGCUCAGCUCUGUUGUUUUGAAGUCACACUUGUUUUUUUACAAUCUGGUCUCCCUGGCCCAAAACUUCCUAUUUCCCAGUUGACUUCAGUGCACAGAUGUUGCAGCACAAGUCUUUCCUCUGUUUCACCACUGUAUCUGACUCCAUUCCUCCUGGCAAAGUAUAGUUUUUACAAUUGGUAAAUGUCAGCAUGUUCAGAGAAAAGCACUCUUUUUUUCAUCCCAUAAAAUGGAAAUGUUUGCUCAGAAUGAUGAACUCAAGCAGCAAAGGAAGGUUUUUCUUCUUUGUUGUUUGUUUCACAAGCCAAUACAGUAGCAAACUCAGUGGUUUCAGUAUUACUUAGCAAAAUAUAAUGAACCUAAAAAGAACUAGAUGAUGAAAUGUUCAAAUUGGGUCUCCUGAGAGUUUACGUCUCCCUGUGUGAUGAACUGAGUGUGUCUGAAAGCUACUCGCAUAUUAGCUGCUAGCAGGCUAAAGCACAGACUUCACUCCCAACCUGCCUUCAGCGGAGCUCCAGUGGGAACAGCUCUACAAGUUCCUGUGGGAAAACAAUAAGACAAAUAGGAACCUGCCAUGUUUUUGAACCAAACCCCUAGAGAUUUUAACACUGGACACACAUUACUAUCAUGAUGAAAUUAUUUAAGGUUCUCAUUCAAUCAGAGGGGUUUGGGCUUACUUGACAGCUAGAUGUUAACCAAAUGUUUCCUCAGUAAGUCUUUUUUUUUUUUUUUUUGGUCACAUCACAUACUGAAAGAUAAAUUCUUCUAUUUCUCUGUGGUUACACAUCAUAAUAGUUCUCUUUGGAAAUGCUACUCAAUAGGCUGCAAUCCAUGGGUAAUAUUUAAUGUAGUGUAUGAUGUUAAUUUUGUUAAUAGCCAUGAUAAACUUUCACUUUUUGUUUAACCAUGCAUCUUGAGUGACCUUCAGUGUUUGUGACACUUAAAUGUGCCAAAUGUAAACAUAAUGGUUCAUAUUCGACCUUCACAUCGGUGCAGAUGUGUGGAAUGAAAUUUUAUUUUGUGUUUCUGAUAUUGAAGCAUGAAUUGACUUGAAAGCCACAAGUUCCAAAGUCUAAUCAAAUGUUCAACCCUUCUGCCUCAACAGGCUCGACUGUGGAAAUUUAAAGAAGUUACCAUGGAAAAACUAAAGUGCACUUACACCCAGAGCUCAUUUCUGCUUUGUUUUGUCUAUAAAAGGGAUGACAUUACAGCCAAAAGUCAACAGUGAAAAGGGUUGUAAUGCUGUUAUUUAUCAUGUGGUUGGUCAAUCUCUCAAACCUGCUUUUGCCUUAUGUGAUUGAGAGCCACUGAAUCGUUUUUCUUUUAAAACAGAGGUGUGUCUCACUCUUGCGCUUAGUACAUACCAUAAAGUACAAUAUUACUAUUCAGCUCAAAGGAAAAAAAAAAGAAAGAAAAAAAACCAGAUAAUUGCUCAGCUAAUUGCAUUGGAGCAAAGAAGCUGUAACUGCAUUUUGUCACCACUGUUUGUUCUGUGUACAUUACAAAAACUACACGUGAAUCGACAUGUAAAUCUAAAUAAAGACUGUUUUUGUAUUUA